UGCCUGCCCCACGGGGCGAGGAUGCCUGCGGGGGGACGUGGCUGCUAAGGACCAUCCCUCGGUCCCUCCUCCUCCUGCUCCUGCGAUCCCGGCGGCUCAGAUGCGGCAGGUCUCCCCAGGCAGCGCCGCACCGGGCCGGGCCCCGCAGAGAGCCGCGCCUGGGGGGGCAGGAAGAGGUUUGCUGCUGGACCCCCGGGAGAGCCGAGCGGGCCGGAUUCACCCCGCCCCGGGAUCGGGCUUUGCUGCGGCGCCCGGCCGGGGGCCGCUGCUCCGGGCGGACCCGUGACCCCCCCACGGCAGGAGAUCCGCUGGCGCAUCUUCCCUGGGCCGGCUCCCCAGCAUCUCCCCGUAGGGGGGACCCGAGAUCGGGGCGGGAGGGGGGGCCGCCGCCCGCCCCCCCCUCCAGCCAUCUCCGCCGCGGGGGGGCUCUGAGUGCAGAGAGGGGGGGCCCCGCCCGGAGCCUCUAGAUCCCGGGGUGGGGGGCGCGGCUGCCGCCCAGGUAGCCAGGCGAGGAAGCGCCAUCGCCAGCAGCAGCCGCCGGCUCCCUGCGGCCGGUGCCAGCCCGGAUCUGUCCUCGUCCCAGCCCAUGGCCCGGGGGCUGCAGCCGCCGGCGAUCCGGGAGCAGCCCUGAGCCCCCCGGCCCAGGGGCUCGCCCGGCUCCCUGCCUGGCUCCCGGCGGCGGGACGCGAACCUGCGCAGGAGCCCGCCCCCCGCCAGCGGGCCUGGCCGGCGAUUGGAUUAGAUGGAGCUCGGCGCGGCUGGCAGCAUCCUCCUGCCGGCUGGGCUCGAGCCUGCUGCUGCCUCGCCUGCCCGGGCUGGCCACGCAAGACUGAGCCUUAAUUGCCUGCACGGAAGCGCUCCGCAAGACGGCUAGUUACGUGCACGCGUGCCAGGCUGUUAAUUGCAGGCACAGGACAGGACCGCCAUGCAACGCUGCUAAUUAACGCUGCGUCCGCCGCUGCCACAUCGCAGGCAGCCCGCUGCCCGGCCAGGCUGCUGGGGAAUGGCCUCCCUGCCGGACGGCGCGUCGCUUGCAGCCCUGCCGGCUUGCUAAUUAGCUGCAUGCGGGGAUUUGCACUCGCAGCCCCCUUGCUUUCGCUGCCUGGCUCCCGCCCUGUUGGCUCAUCCCUCUGCCCGCCUCCCCCAGCAUGGGCACCGUGCUGUCCGUCUCGCCGGGCUCCCGGAAGGCCAGCCUGUACGAAGAGGGCUCCUCCGGCUCGCCGGCGCACUACCCGGCCCUGCCGAGCGCCAAGGGCGGGGGGCAGAAGGGGGACAAGCCCCUCAAGCGCCACUCCAUGUUCAUCCCGGCCUUGACCUGGAAGCGGCUGGUGGCCUCCACCAAGAGGAAAGGCUCCCGGGGCGGGGGGAAGGGGCCCGCCCACAAUCACAACCACCCCCCGCCCCACGCCAAGGACGUGGCCCUGCUCAACCACGAGAACGUCAAGAAGUCGCUGUCCUGCGCCAACCUCGCCAGCUACGAGGGGGGCGGGGCGCCGCUCAGCGCCCAGCGCAUCUCCACCACCUCCGUCUCCUCCCUCAAGCCGGGCGCCUGCCCGGGCGGGGGCAGCUCGGCCUCCCCGCGGCGCGUGGUCGUCCAGGCCUCCACCAGCGAGCUGCUCAAGUGCCUGGGCGAAUUCCUCUGCCGCCGGUGUUACCGCCUCAAGCACCUGUCGCCCACGGAGCCCAUCCUGUGGCUGCGCAGCGUGGACCGCUCGCUGCUGCUGCAGGGCUGGCAGGACCAGGCCUUCAUCACCCCGGUCAACGUGGUCUUCGUCUACCUGCUGUGCCGGGAGGUGAUCGACGGGGACUCGGUCUCCAGCGAGCACGGCCUGCAGGCGGCGCUGCUCACCUGCCUCUAUCUGUCCUACUCCUACAUGGGCAACGAGAUCUCCUACCCGCUCAAGCCCUUCCUGGUGGAGGCGGCGAAGGACGCCUUCUGGGACCGGUGCCUGCGCAUCAUCGACGCCCUGAGCGGCAAGAUGCUCCGGAUCAACGCCGACCCCCACUACUUCACCCAGGUCUUCGCCGACCUCAAAAACGAAGGCAGCGCCCGCGAGGACUUCGCUCGCGUCCUGGACCGGUGACUGGCUCGGCGCCCCAAGGACCAGCUGCGCCCCUCCCCGCCAACCUCAUGUGCAGCGCAGCCCUCUCCCUGCUGUGACCUUUGAAAACCAGCUUGCAGCGAGCCAGGGAUUUUCCUCUGACUCGCCUGGGCCAGCUCUCCCCCAGGCCAGGCCAGACGCCUCCAACCACUUACAAGGAAUCUGGCUUGGCUGUCCCCCCGCCCCAUGAGCCAACAACAAGGGGUGUCUGUGUACAGCGUGGGGGAGGCAGCCUUCAGCUCCGGUGUCUGUGUCAGAGACAGAAGAGGAGCAGCCAAAGGCCAAUAGUUUGAUUCCCUUUUCAUAGGCCAAUAAGUGCCUGUAGGUUCCCUCCUCCCCCUCCCUGCCCCCCGCUCUCCC
Messenger RNA from Caretta caretta (loggerhead turtle), 2462 nucleotides. Its product is annotated as cyclin-dependent kinase 5 activator 1-like. Gene Ontology annotation, cellular component: cytoplasm; growth cone; protein kinase 5 complex. NCBI's taxonomy places the organism in Eukaryota, Metazoa, Chordata, Testudines, Cheloniidae. Gene Ontology annotation, molecular function: cyclin-dependent protein serine/threonine kinase activator activity; protein kinase binding. The record is from RefSeq and is a predicted model, not a curated record. Gene Ontology annotation, biological process: brain development; axon guidance.